Thermothielavioides terrestris NRRL 8126 is the source of this 447-nucleotide messenger RNA. RefSeq lists its product as uncharacterized. The transcript has 2 exons. Lineage: Eukaryota; Fungi; Ascomycota; Sordariomycetes; Sordariales; Chaetomiaceae. Bases 1 to 447 code for a protein of 148 amino acids. The record is from RefSeq and is a predicted model, not a curated record.
AUGAAAUCAAUCUCGUGUCUGCUCGUCCUCGGGCUCGGCGCCACCGGGGCCCUCGCGGCGACCGCGGCCAACUUCCUCGGGUCCUGCGACGCCAACUCGAUCAAGGUCAGCGGAAGAACGCUGACGGCCAACUGCAAGGACAUCUUCGGGCAGUCCAAGUGUUCCAAACUCGACCUGAACCGCUGCAUCAAGAACAACUACGGCAGUCUGGAGGCGGAUCCCACGGGGGCUGGACCGCACCUCGGCGACCAGUGUGUCCAGUGCAGUAACUCGCCGCAAACCACGGGCUUCAUCGUCAACGGCGGGCCGACGUUAAUGCACUGCCAGUGCAAUCCUGGCACAGGGGCUGCCCAGGCCAACUGGCCGACCGCCAUGUUCGAUCUCAGUCAGUGCAACCGGAAACCCCUUGGGGGGACCGCAAAGCAUCAUGUUCAUCAUUCCAACUAA